AUCAAAGUCAACCUUUCCUUGAAACAAAAAACAAAUCUUUCUUACAUUCUCGACCUAUAUUCAACGAAGUGCAGACAAUGGUAGAUGUUACAGUAUAAAUCAAUGGCGGACUUCUCCACAUGUCGAUCGAGAACCCGUCAUGGAGAAGAACAAGUGUAGGAUUCUUCUCACUUGUCUUCUCUUCAUCUUCAUCUCGCUGGCUUCUGGGUCCGAAGCUCGUGAAAAGGACGGCGUAGAUGGCGGCGGUUCGGGCAAGGAAGACGUUCGAGUCGGUCUGGUUCUUGACAUGGCUUCCACGGAGGGGAAGAUUGUCAAAAGCUCUGUUUCCAUGGCGCUUUUAGACUUUUACAGCAUUAACAGUGGCUACAGAACAAGAGUCUCUGUUUCAGUGAGAGACUCUCAUGGCGAGCCUCUCCAAGCUCUGGCUUCUGCCGCAGAUCUCCUGGAAAAUGCAGAAGUGGAAGCAAUCAUUGGUGGGCAAUCGUUGCUCGAAGCAAAGCUUUUGGCAGAGAUUGGGGAGGAAGCAAAAGUUCCGGUGAUUUCUCUUCACGUGUCUAGCUCGUUAUUCUUGAAGAAAUAUAGUCACUUCAUUCAAGCCACGCAUGAUCCUACAUCCGAGGCGAAGGGCAUUUCCGCUUUCAUCCGUCGUUUCGGCUGGAAAAGUGUUGUUCUUGUCUAUGAGGAUGAUAAUGAUGACUGGAGAGAUAGCAUGCAACUCUUGAUGGAUCAAUUUCGAGAGAAUGACAUCCACAUUGUGCAUAAGAUUGGAUUUGCAGUCUCAUCUAGGGAGAGUUAUUUCUCAGAAGAGCUGCGACAACUUAAGGACUUGGGAACGAGGGUUUUUGUCGUGCAUGUGUCUGAAAAUCUCGCCUCUCGUCUCUUCCCAUGUGCAGAGAGGUUAGGAAUGAUGGGAAAAGGUUAUGCCUGGAUCCUCACCGCGAAAACCAUGAAUCGUUUCCAGUACAAGGAUCCUUUUGUGAAGGAGAUGAUGGGUGGGGUGGUAGGUUUCAGGUCUUAUAUUCCAUUAUCAGAAGAUCUUUACAACUUCACCGUGAGAUGGAGAAGAUCGUUGCCCGUUGAAGAUGUCGGAGCAGAAAUAAAAGGGUUGAGCAUCUCUGGCAUAUGGGCGCACGAUAUUGCUUGGAGCCUAGCGAGUGCAGCAGAGAUAUCAAGGCUGACAACACGUAAUCGUUGUUCUAAUGUUAUCAAUGUUGCCGAAACUAGAGCAUCUUCAAACGUAUCAGCUUUACUCGAGGAAAUCAUUCAGAGUAACUUCAAGGGUUUGAGUGGUGACAUUCGAUUCAUCAAUAAAAAGCUUUCCUCGGAAAGAUACGAAAUUGUAAAUAUCGUAGGAACGGGUGAGAGAAGAGUGGGACUCUGGACUUCCGGAAGUUUCAGCAAUAGAAGAAGACAUUUAUCUUCUAACAAUGAGCUGGAGACCAUCAUCUGGCCUGGAGGAUCUUCUACAGUUCCGAAAGGCCGUUGUCUAGAAGAUGUAAGCAAAAAAAAGCUCAGGGUUCUCGUUACCUCGAGCAAUAAGUUCCCUAGACUGGUAGAGGUACAUACUGAUCCAAUAACAGGUGUCAUUACGGCCAAUGGAUACUGUAUAGAAGUUUUCGAGACUGCCAUUGCCCCUUUCAACUAUGAGGUGGAGUACAUACUUUGGCGUAAUGGAAGUAAUUACAACAAUCUUGCUUAUGCAGUCUAUAGCCAGAAAGACAAGUAUGAUGCUGCUGUUGGGGACAUCACGAUUACCGAUAACAGAUCUAUGUAUGUUGAUUUUACGUUGACGUUCACAGAUAUGGGUCUUGGAAUGGUGGCAGUGAAGGACAAAAGCAUGUGGAUUUUCUUUAGGCCUCUUACCCCAUGCCUUUGGCUGACUACUGCAGUUUUCUUCGUCUUGACGGGGAUUAUAGUCUGGCUGAUAGAACAGCCUGAUAAUGCCGAGUUCCAGGGCUCGUGGUUCCAGCAGAUUGGAACAAUGCUCUGGUUCGGAUUCUCUACCCUUGUGUAUGCUUACAGGGAGAGGCUGCAAAAGCACUUGUCGAGAUUUGUGGUUCUAGUUUGGGUCUUUGCAGUGCUUAUUUUGACUUCAAACUAUGCUGCAACAUUGACAUCAAUAAUGAUGGUCCAACAGAUACGAUUAAGGUCAAGCCAGAACUACGUUGGGUUCUUCUCCGGUUCACCAAUCGUAAACGUGGUUCUGAACAGUUCUUCCUUCCAGAGUCCAAGAUACAGACAGUUCAGUGCAUUCGAUGACUACGCGAGUGCUAUACGGAAUGGAAAUGUCUCAUUUAUCGUCGACGAAAUUCCAUACCUUCAGGUCGCCCUUGGAGAAUAUCCCAAAGACUUAUACAUGGUUCAAACAGAAAUCAUCACCAAUGGCUUCGGUUUUAUGUUCCAGAAAGGUUCUCCUUUAGUUUGGAACGUGUCACGGGAAAUCGCGAAACUAAGAAGAACAGGAAACUUGGAAGCCAUGAAGAACAGGUGGUUCCAGAGACAACCUGCCUACACAGCAAUGGACACAUCCGACCCUCUUACCCUUUACAAGUUCCGUGGUUUGUUUAUGAUCACUGGAAUUUCUUUUGGUUUCGCCCUCACCAUUCUUCUCUCUCCCUGGCUCCAAGAGAAACGAAAAUUCUUGAUAAAAGUUCUCUACAUAUAUGUCGAUCAGCAACUCGGCUCCUUCAGAAGGUUCUUUGCAAGAGCUGUUCAUCCUGGGCCUCCCACAACCGCAGAAAUACCCAACAGGGAACCCGAUACCGCAAUCUAGAUGGUACCCUUUACUGUCUUUUCUCUGCAUAUAUCUAUCGGGAUCACGCAAGAACCGGCCAUUGCAAGUACCUUUUCUGUCGGACCGGAAGAACCCUUCAUUGUUACGAUAGUGUUAGGUUUAGCUGUAUUGUGUACAAUGAAUAACUGUGAGAGAGAGCUGUUAUCAUUAAUGCAACAAUCACAAAUUUAUGUUAAGUUUUUCUUUUCCGGAAUAAUACAGUGAAGUUGAUAGA
Messenger RNA from Tarenaya hassleriana, 3008 nucleotides. RefSeq names its product glutamate receptor 1.3-like. The record is from RefSeq and is a predicted model, not a curated record. Gene Ontology annotation, cellular component: plasma membrane. Bases 140 to 2773 code for a protein of 877 amino acids. Gene Ontology annotation, molecular function: signaling receptor activity; ligand-gated monoatomic ion channel activity. The transcript is spliced from 5 exons. Lineage: Eukaryota; Viridiplantae; Streptophyta; Magnoliopsida; Brassicales; Cleomaceae.